Molecule: messenger RNA, 2747 nt
Organism: Solea solea (common sole)
Lineage: Eukaryota; Metazoa; Chordata; Actinopteri; Pleuronectiformes; Soleidae
Gene: scdb
Product: stearoyl-CoA desaturase b
Exons: 6
Coding region: 173-1201 (342 amino acids)
Biological process (GO): response to fatty acid; unsaturated fatty acid biosynthetic process
Cellular component (GO): endoplasmic reticulum membrane
Molecular function (GO): stearoyl-CoA 9-desaturase activity; iron ion binding; palmitoyl-CoA 9-desaturase activity
Source: RefSeq, a predicted model, not a curated record
UUCAGAAACCCAGCAUCAACGCACCACGUCUUAAUUUUUCUAAUUCUUUAACCUACAUUUCACACUUUGCCCGGAUCCUCGGCUGCAACUUUGGUAUUUUUCCUCUGUAAGAAAUCAACUUCUGCAGAGCACUUGGUGAAUAAAGAUCCAGCUUGGAAACCGCGCAGCAAAAAUGACCGAGACGGAAACGAGGGGCCACCGCGCCGACAAGCGCCAGAAAGCCGACGCCGCCACCUCCGCCGCGGCGGCAGAGACGACGUCGACGGUGGAGGAUGUUUUUGACGACACCUAUGUGGAGAAAGAGGGACCUAAACCGCCCAGGACGCCGGUGUGGAGGAAUAUCAUUCUCAUGUCCCUCCUGCACGCCGGUGCACUGUAUGGACUCGUUGUCCUCCCUUCCGCGUCUGUUCCAACUCUAGCAUGGUCUGUGGUGUGCUACCUCAUGAGUGCCCUCGGAGUGACGGCAGGUGCUCACAGAUUAUGGAGCCACAGGUCCUAUAAGGCUUCCCUCCCCCUGCAAAUCUUCCUCGCUCUCGCCAACUCAAUGGCCUUUCAGAACGACAUCUACGAGUGGGCGAGGGACCACAGGGUUCACCACAAGUAUUCGGAGACAGACGCGGACCCCCACAAUGCCAAGCGGGGAUUCUUCUUCUCACACAUUGGCUGGCUGAUGCUGCGCAAGCACCCCGACGUCAUUGAAAAGGGACGUAAACUGGAGCUGUCGGACCUGAGGGCGGAUAAAGUGGUCAUGUUUCAGAGGCGGCACUACAAGCUCUCCGUGGUGGUCCUUUGCUUCCUGGUGCCCACCCUGAUCCCCUGGUACUUCUGGGGUGAGUCCCUGGCAGUGGCUUACUUUGUCCCCGGACUCCUGAGAUACACUUUGGUGCUCAACGCCACUUGGCUGGUCAACAGCGCUGCACAUAUGUGGGGCAACAGACCGUAUGACAAGACCAUUAACCCGAGGGAAAACCCACUUGUUGCUUUCAGCGCCAUGGGUGAAGGCUUCCACAACUACCAUCACACUUUCCCCUUCGACUACGCCACGGGAGAGUUCGGCUGGAAGCUGAAUGUCACCACCGCCUUCAUAGACUUGAUGUGUUCCCUCGGUUUGGCCAGGGAGCGCAAGAGCGUGUCAAAGGAGAUGAUCGCCGCUCGCAUCAAGCGCACGGGCACGGGCGAGGGCAUCAAUAAAAGUGGCUAAGGCGCGCGACCCACCGCGGGCAAAAUUCUACUGUUGUGAUAUCGAUGUUGUCGAAAACCCGAGACGGAGCGUAGCAACAAGUAUAGCAGCAUUUCAGCGUUUGGGUGGUGAUUACCAAUGCCUCUGAUUAUAAGUUAAAACCUCCUCCCGAGAUUAAAACUGGCUUUUAAAGAGCUACGGACCUUCUCAUCACUUGUGUGGGUCUCUUUAUAUUUUUGUCCAUUCUCCAUAGCCAGUGACACAUGCAAGCACAGCAUUUUUUCAAAAAACAACAACAACAACAAUAAACAGGCACAAAAAGAAAAAAAUGGAAUGAAAAAGUCCGAUUUUCCGUCUUUUUCUUUGGCAGCGGUAGGACACACAGUUGAGUGGUUUUUGAGUGAGUGGUGUGUAAACGCAGAAAUUACAACAUAAUUUACUGUAUGUUAUUUAUUAAUGUGCUAUUUAUUAACAGUCAUUGGCACUUUUUUGAGAGCUUCUUACUGAAACCUAACAAACGUGUUGUUCAUGCCAGUCAAAGACUGAGCGGCCUCUCACUCAAACAUCCGUCUGUUGUGUGCUGUGUUGUUUCAUUCCACAGGGAGUGGAGUUUAAUCUCGGUAUUUGUCAGUUUUAAGCUGAGGUUUUCUAAAAAAUUUUAGCGAGCCCGUAGUCUUACUGAACAGAAAGCUGCUGAAUUCAAACGCCCCAUUUAUCACACUUAAAUAAUCCCCGAUAAAUUCGGGGGGAUGCGUUCACACCCGCCGUCUGCAAGUGGUUCUUAAUGAGGAUUAAUGAGAAUUUCUCUGGCGUGUGUGUGUGUGCCGUAUGUAUACUGCCGAUUUGAGUCAGACUUUGCCAUUAAUCCUCUCCAUUUAGACGCCACUGACGCCAGACUUUUUCACUUUUAACGUGAGAAGAGAGAAUUAUUUUCAUUACACCCAAGUAAUAAGGAUUCCCCUCUCCCUCCGAUAAGGCCAACUAGGCACAUGUUAAGAGGUGCUUUGAUCCUUUUUAAGCUCUGUGAUAUUGCUGAAGCAUUAUGCCAGGACUCUUGCCCAAAUGCCUUAUGAGGGGGUUGCACUUUUUGUUUGAAAAAAAAAAAAAAAAAUUUAAAAGAGGAGGUUAUUGAUGAAUAAAUUGUCCAUCGACCUGUUUCUAGGCAAACCGCGAAAAUCUAUAGUCCCGCGUUUACGAAGAAGAAGAAGAGGGACCUUUCAACGAAAACAGUGCUUUAUAACUACGAUUUUGUGUAAACCAAACGAAACACAAGAUGCAGUCUUGCUGUUAGAUCCUUAAUGAUACUGUUGUGAUAUUUGUCACCGCUCCCUCUUUUACAGAGGAGUCACUUUUGUUACAGUAUUAGACUUCUUGAAAUUGAAACGCCUUAAAACGGCACAUUUUUCAAAGAAUGUUUUUUUGGUUUGUUUUUUUCUUCUUCCCCACAGUAUGUACCAUGAGGAAAAAAAAACAAAAUUUUAUACUUGUGACAAAGUAUGUUUUGCUGGUUGGAAUUCUGUAAUACUCCUUAUUCAUAUACUGAAUUAAAAAAAUAUAUAUGAUCAUA